Messenger RNA from Jaminaea rosea, 957 nucleotides. RefSeq lists its product as hypothetical. The transcript is spliced from 4 exons. The coding region runs from base 79 to 648 and encodes 189 amino acids. The record is from RefSeq and is a predicted model, not a curated record. Lineage: Eukaryota; Fungi; Basidiomycota; Exobasidiomycetes; Microstromatales.
CGAGCUUAGCCUUGAGAAGCAUUACGAGCUGAUUCGGUCGUGCAGAACAAAGAUUCACUGCUGUUUGACGCGGUACAGAUGAUCACCGAAGAUCGUGGCGAUGGCAGCUCGAUGACCGGCAUCCAGCUUCAAUUGCCCUCUCAAGCAAGCAGCCACCUCCACAGUAUCGAUCUUCAUCUCACCUGGUCGAAGCGCGUUCCAGCGAAUGGCCUCGUCGAUGUACUGUCAGCCCCUGGCAGCCUCGCCGCUCCUCUGCGCAAUCUACUGGACGAUGGAUUAAGCAAAUUCGUUCAGCAGCAUCUCUUGGACCGAUAUGGCUCCCUAUUCAACAGCAUCUACAGUGGCGUGGGCAAGAUCAGCGGCUCUGACACUGUCUUAUUGCUCGAUAUACUGAAAGACACCGGUCGGCUAUUCUCCUUCACACGUCUAUACACAGCGUCAAGCAAGCCUCUCGAUCUCUCUUUCGUCGAUGAGCCACUCCCUCGCCACUAUCGCAAACAUGGUGCCGGGCAGGCGCAGGGAGAGCCCAGAGGCCAUUUUGCAUCUGCUAAAGGCAGUCGACGAAGCUGCAUAUCCUACCUCUCGACUCAAGCCUCAGAUCCGUACAAGCGGUCCAACGGAGGGAGCGAAAGAGGAAGAGGACACUGAUGAAGAGCUGCUCGCGAGCAACGGCAUGGCACGCACAACGACGACAGCGGCGAUCAUUAGCGGCAGCGACACGAAGAUAGCAGAGCUUCUCUUGUCUUUCGAUGAUGACGACGACGACGCCCAAGGUGAAGCGAUAGGGUUGCGCCCCGCAGAAGCGGGCGACACGAGCGCUCGACUGUAGUAGGCGAAGCGGCGAAGCGGAGACGUCACGACGCGGCAUGUCACAAUUGACGCCCCCUUUGCUCACUCGCUCAAGAGCCGCGGUACCUGACUGAGUGAAGACGGGCAAUGCCACACCUCUCUUUUGCA